This is a messenger RNA of Mesorhabditis belari, 1326 nucleotides long. The record is from the annotation of a GenBank genome assembly. NCBI's taxonomy places the organism in Eukaryota, Metazoa, Nematoda, Chromadorea, Rhabditida, Rhabditidae.
AUGCUUGCCGCAGUCUCGGCCGUGCUCGGCGUCGUGAAUUUGGUCGUUGUUUGCGGCAAUAUUUUCGUGCUCUACGUUCUCACGUCACAGAAAUCCUUGCACAGUCCGACGAAUUUUCUCGUACUGAGCCUGACGAUCUCCGAUCUUCUCCUGGGUGUCGUCAUUUUGCCAUUUGCCAUCAUGCAGGAGCAUCGCAAAGAGUGGAUCUUCGGCGAGACAUGGUGCACACUAUGGUUGGCGCUGGAUGUUUGGCUCUCAACAGCCAGCAUUUAUAAUCUGUUGGCUAUCAGUUUUGAUAGAUACAUGGCCGUUCGUCAGCCGAUUAAAUAUCCGAUUAUCUCCUCAACGAGAGUGAUCCGUCUGAUGAUCUUGGCCGUUUGGGUGGUCUCUUUCUGUUUAGCGUUUCUCCUGUGGAUCCUCCAAACGCGACUCGCCACCUCCACGAAUCUCUCCAUCGAUUUAUCAUCUAAUCUAUCAAAUAUUCCAAAACAUUGCAUUCCGAUGACUCUUCCCGAUGAGUACAUUCUAUUCUCAGCGUCUUUCUCUUUCGUUGUGCCGGCUUUUGUGAUGGUUGUGCUAAACGUUUCUAUCUUCACAACGGUGUUGAAAACGGGUCGCUCGCGGUGUGUAUCGGUGAAAAGCGGUGCUGAGAUGAGAAUUCAUCGCGGGAAUACGAAUGCGAAAUUUCAUAAUCUCCAAUCGUUGACGAGAACGCGAUCAACCGGCGAUGAUGACGCAAGGAAAAUGACUAAAUGCUCGGUCAUCGUUUCAAAGGGACAAUCCUCGAAUCAAACAGCGCAAACGACUCCAUCGGGAUCGGAAACAAAUCUCACGCUCAAUCUCGAGAAUGUUCCGCUGAAGAUUAAUGACACCGGAAAGUGCGAUUCUCCAUUCUCCAACGAUUUCCCGCCUCAAAUCUCCCCAUUGCCCACUAUUCGAAAUUUUCUCUCGCAAGUGAUGGUUGUCUCGAUGAUGCCGAAUCGAAAACGCAAAACCGAGCUGCUUGAUCAGAUCUCAACAUCAAAUCGCGGUAGCAGAGCGCGUUUCUCGAUGAGAACCGAGCUGAGGGUGGCCAGAACAACGGCGGUUGUCGUUGGAGCAUUUGUCAUUUGUUGGUUCCCAUUCACUACAAUCUACGUUCUUCAGGCUUACGAGAUGUGUCCAAUGUCGACUGAAUGUGUUCCCCAAUGGGUUUUCCUUAUCAGUUUCUGGUUGGGAUACUCGAAUUCGGCCGUGAAUCCUCUCCUCUAUGCGGCGUUUUCUCGAGAUUUUCGUGCGGCUUUCCGCAAAGUUUUACUCAGAAAGCAAAGCAGUCUCAAAAGCUUU